Messenger RNA from Lactuca sativa (garden lettuce), 782 nucleotides. RefSeq names its product temperature-induced lipocalin-1. The record is from RefSeq and is a predicted model, not a curated record. Gene Ontology annotation, biological process: lipid metabolic process; response to reactive oxygen species. Gene Ontology annotation, cellular component: cytoplasm. NCBI's taxonomy places the organism in Eukaryota, Viridiplantae, Streptophyta, Magnoliopsida, Asterales, Asteraceae.
UUUACUCAUCUUCUUCGUUAGCACUCACCGAUAGAGAAAAACCCCAAAAUCAUGUCUAAGAAAGCGAUGGAAGUUGUAAAAGGUUUAGAUCUACAAAGGUACAUGGGCAGAUGGUAUGAAAUAGCUUCAUUCCCAUCGAGGUUUCAGCCCAAAGAUGGGAUCAACACAAGGGCUACAUACACAUUGAAAGACGAUGGCACUGUUAAUGUUCUAAACGAGACUUGGAGUGGUGGCAAGAGAGGAUUCAUUGAAGGAACUGCUUAUAAAGCUGAUCCUAAAAGCGAUGAAGCGAAAUUGAAGGUGAAAUUCUACGUUCCACCAUUUUUGCCCAUCAUACCUGUUACAGGUGAUUACUGGGUGUUGUAUCUUGAUGAUGAUUAUCAGUAUGCUCUGAUAGGUCAGCCUUCCAGGAGUUAUCUCUGGAUACUAUGCAGGCAAACUCAUCUUGACGAUGAGAUAUACAACCAACUUGUUCAGAAGGCGACGGAAGAAGGGUAUGAUGUGAGCAAACUGAAGAAGACAACACAGACAGAACCACCGCCGGAAUCUGAAGAUGCACCGGCGGACACCAAAGGGAUUUGGUGGUUUAAAUCAUUAUUUGGCAAAUAGACCUUGAAAACAAGAACACUCUUAAUAAAUGAACGUAUAUUGAUGUUGAAUUCAGUUGAAGUGUGGAAGAAUGUAGUGGUUAUGUAGUUGUACAUAUUGCUUUACUUGUGUGUGGUACAACUUCUUUCUAGUUCAUAUGGGAAUGAUUAAUGAAAAUGUUAUUGGUGUUUGAA